This is a messenger RNA of Loxodonta africana (African savanna elephant), 2700 nucleotides long. RefSeq names its product leucine-rich repeat-containing protein 37A3-like. The coding region runs from base 1 to 2355 and encodes 784 amino acids. Gene Ontology annotation, molecular function: protein binding. The record is from RefSeq and is a predicted model, not a curated record. The transcript has 8 exons. NCBI's taxonomy places the organism in Eukaryota, Metazoa, Chordata, Mammalia, Proboscidea, Elephantidae.
AUGGAAGUUAGAAAACUGGUGUUCUCUGCAUCUAAAUAUUUCCGAAAUUUCCAAGGAAACUCCAUUUCUUAUAUUGAGGAAAAUAUUUGGAAGGCAUACCGUUGGACUGAGAAACUAAUUCUCAGUGAAAAUUCUUUGACCGAAUUACGUAAGGAUUCAUUUGAAGGCCUGCUAUCCCUCCAGCAUUUAGUUCUCAAUCGUAAUCCUCUGACAGCCAUCGAAGACUCGUAUCUUUUUAAAUUGCCAGCAUUAAAAUAUUUAGACAUGGGAACAACACAAGUGUCACUUACAACAGUUGAGAACAUCCUCAUAAUGACACUCAAGUUGGAAAAACUGAUCUUACCUAGCCAUAUGGCAUGCUGCCUGUGCCAGUUUAAAAGUACCAUUGAAGUUGUCUGCAAGACAGUGAAGCUGCAUUGUGACAGUGGAUGUCUGAUAAACAGCACACGUUGCAGUGAAGAAGCAUCUCUGGGGGCUGCAGAAGGAACAUUUAUGAAGGCAUUACAAGCCCGGAAGAAGAACACCAGCACUGAGCUCACUAUUGAGCCAGAAGCUGCAUCCUCAGACAGAAGUAGUGUCAACUUGUCAACUGUCCUGAAUGAGCCUCUAGGCUUUAAUGAUGAAAGUGAUGUUAUUAGUGCACUAAAUUACGUACUGCCUUAUUUCUCGGAGGGAAAUCUAGAACACAUAGAAUUGACGUUAUUACCAUUGAUUAAACUGCUUUUUUCAAAGGUACAAGAUAGAGAAAAGGCCCUGAGUGAUUUACAGAACAACACAGGGAAUCCCCCUCUUAAGCCUGAAAACAACAGUGCAACUUACAGAAGUAAAUUGAGGAAGCUCUAUUUUCUGGAGAAUUUGUUAGAUGCAGAAAUUCAAGAAAAAAAUGAUGAGGUUAAAAAGAAGGAAAAAACUGCCAUGCUUACGUAUCCCAAUUUUUUAGGUACCAAAUUUAAACGCCAAAUCUUUCAAAAGGAAUUGGAAACUGCUCAACCCCAGGAAAACCACCUGGCAAAGAUCCAGAGAACACGUGUUGGGAAAAGGCUGCAAAAGGUGAACAAAGUCCUCAAGAGGCCAAGGGGCAUAAAGAAAAGGCACUUCAAAGGAAUGGAAGAUCUGAGCAUCAAGAGGAAACAAGGGGCCAAGCCAUUUAUGGAGAACACGACCAAAGCAAGAAGGCCCCUAAGGCCACUCUCAAAGAAGGUGGAACGACUUCUCAAGGUGCGGAGGCAAAGGAAGUUAGGGGGAAUCUCCUUCAACACGGAGCCUUCAUCCAGCAAGGAACGUAAGGCAGCAGUCUCUUCUUCCCUGAAACAAUACUCCAUGGGCAGGCCUUCUACCUCUCCUUCUUCAAAAGCCCCACCUGAGGUUAGAAUCCUUUCAAAAGACUUGUCCUACACCUUUUUUGUCUUAGAAGAGGCAAAUGCUAGAGUUAAAAAUAUAAAAGAUACUGCUAAAUCAGUAUCACAUUCCAGAAAAAAUUACAUCUACCAUAAAUCUCGCUCUCGUUUGGUUCACAGGAGACCAAAGACCAAAACGAGUCGAAGGUUCAGAAAGGUCCGUAAACUGAUGCUUAGAAAUAGACCUCCUUCCUCUGCAGUGAGGAGCCUCAUAAAUUCCCCUCCACGAGAGGCAUUUUCAUCUUCAGGAGAACUGAGUUCUCCAGAAAAUCCUUUUCAAGAAUGGUUUCCUUUUUCAGGGCCAUCUGCAAAAAACAUUACUGUACACAAUGCUACCCCUGAAAUCACUGCCCAUAAGGAUCCUUCCACUGCAGAUUCUGCUGUGACUGCAGACAACUUCAUGGCACCUGUUAAACAAACAAAUGAAACGCAAUGGGAAUACCAGAACAUGGGCCCUGACUUACCCUCCAAGCCCCAUGGCUCCUCUCUCCCAUUGCUCUCAUCCCCAGGGGAUCAAUUUGAAACUCAGCUAAACCAGCAGCUACGGUCCCUCAUCCCCAACAACGAUGUGAGAAGGCUCAUUGCUCAUGUUAUGCGGACACUGAAACUGGACUGCUCAGAGCCCCAGGUACAACUGGCCUGUGCCAAGCUCCUCUCCAGAACAGGCCUCCUAAUGAAGCUUCUCAGUGAGCACCAAGAAGUCAAGGUGUCCAAGGCAGACUGGGAUACAGACCAAUGGAAAACUGAGAACUACAUCAACGAGAGCACAGAAGUCCAGAGUGAGCAAAAAGAGCAAGAGUUAAGUGAGCUCACAAAAGAAGUUCCAGGAUAUGGAUAUAACCACAAACUCAUCUUGGCGAUAUCUGUGACUGUGGUUGUAAUGAUUUUAAUUUUCUGCCUCAUUAAGGUAAGGACAACAAUUAUUUCAAGUUUCCAGAAUAAUAUUUUGUCUUUGUAAUAGAUUCAAAAGCCACAAACUGAAAAUUAAAGCCACUUUCCCACCUGCUACUACUUGAUAUUCCUCUUCAGUCACUAGGGCUGGGAUGUGCUUGGUUCUUUUAUUACAAACUGUAUUCCAGGGAUUUUGAAAGGAACCCUACUCCCAGGAGAUCUUGGUGGAGUUGAAACCAAGAUAGCAAGCCAUUAGACUAUUUUGAGAAGCUAAAUUUAAGAAGGCCAGAGUUGACAUGAUUGCAAAAUUUCUUCAACCCAAAACUGUGGCAGUGAUUUGAUGUAGACACCAGUCACUUUCAUUCUAUCCCUGAUUUCUUUCCCUGUUGGUUGAAAUGAUGAGGAAAAGAAA